Messenger RNA from Salmo salar (Atlantic salmon), 1118 nucleotides. NCBI's taxonomy places the organism in Eukaryota, Metazoa, Chordata, Actinopteri, Salmoniformes, Salmonidae. The record is from RefSeq and is a predicted model, not a curated record.
CUCCUCUACUCUUGAAGAAGGUGUCUCUUAAAAACCUAUUUAAAGGAGAGGAGGGAUAGGUAGAAUUUAGGACACAGAGAGAGACCCAGUGAAGUUCUUUGAAGAUCUCUGAAGAAGGGAAGCUACAACUGAAGAUUUCAGAAGAAGACUAUAUCAAUGGCGAUGUUGACCAUUCUUCUGCUUCUCAGCGCUGCCAUUGUUCUGGGCGAGGCCUUUGAUCUACGUGCCGCAAAGGCUGGGGUGGUGGAGGAACAGCAGGAAGCAGAAGCAGCAGAGAGUGAUCGUCCAUGUCCCGGAGGUUGGACCAAAUACAAAUCACGUUGCUUUAUGUUUGUCAACAAUGCAAUGACAUGGCCCCAAGCUGAGAACCACUGUCUGUCCUUUCAAGCAAACCUGGCGUCUAUAAAAGACUGUGUGGAGAACUAUAAUUUACAGCAAUUGGUGUUGAGAAACACCGGCCAACAUCAACCUACCUGGAUUGGAGGAUUUAAUUCUGUUCAGAACAAACUAUGGUUCUGGAGUGACGGCUCCAAAUUUGAUUACCAGAGCUGGGGGCAAGGAGAGCCCAAUAAUUAUGGUGGCAAUGAGCACUGUCUUCAGAUGAACGCGGGAGGUGACAAAACGUGGAACGAUUUAAACUGUGAAGUGAAAUUGCCCAUGGUGUGCGCACUGAGAACCUGUUAAAUCCAGCAAAACAUCAACUCAACUGAAAAAUACAUGUUUUUCCAGUGUCAGCAUCCUAACUGAACACACAAGUCAAAUACUUUUAAAAUUAUUUGUUUCUGUAAAAUUAACAUUUUAGUUACUUGUUGUGCAUAAAUGUUGAGUAAUGAUUCUGUUGUUUGUUGUCAAUAAAACUGCUGUACACAUUAUUUUAAUUAUUAAACAUGAAUGAUACUGCCAUAAUUGUCAAAUCCUUUGAAAGGCUUCCAGUCUAGGAUCUGAGAGUCUGUUCAAUGGUCAUUUCAACUUUUGAUUCUUGAAGAAUAUAGUUCAUAAAUUCUUCUCUUUUAAGACCACAAAUUUGUAUUACUCCACGAACGUAAACAAACAAUGUAUGUACCUUUAAAAUAAGUUCAAAACUAUCAGGUGGAUGUCACAGACUGUCAGAGCACUGU